Molecule: messenger RNA, 3409 nt
Organism: Ruditapes philippinarum (Manila clam)
Lineage: Eukaryota; Metazoa; Mollusca; Bivalvia; Venerida; Veneridae
Product: zinc finger protein 37-like
Exons: 5
Coding region: 107-1537 (476 amino acids)
Biological process (GO): regulation of transcription by RNA polymerase II
Cellular component (GO): nucleus
Molecular function (GO): DNA-binding transcription activator activity, RNA polymerase II-specific; RNA polymerase II cis-regulatory region sequence-specific DNA binding
Source: RefSeq, a predicted model, not a curated record
UUUCCCGGACAAAAACUUUUUCGAGAUUCAUGGGCGCAGACAUGUUGUAAGGGAGGUCACUCUUCAGGAGUAGAUCUCGGACUUUCAAACGCUUGACAACAUUGACAUGGCAGACUGGCAAAGGAUGUUUGAACAAUGGAGUAAUGAUUUAGUAGGGAGACAGGCAUUGAGAAAGAGCAGUAUAGCUGUUACAGUAAAAAUGCAUCAAAGUGCUGAUACUAAUGUAAAAGAUACCACGAGUUCAGUGACUUCUUUAAGUUCUAUGAGUACUUUAAAGAGAAGUAAAAGAAAAAGUCAUUCUAGUCCAAAUAGUAAUGCAAAGAAAAUUACAGAUGAAGAAGAAACCCUUCCAAAAAAAUUAAGCCUAAAGAGAUCUCCUCAAAGAAAGAAAAUAGGCAAAAGUAUGACUGAAAUAAGCCAAAAGAUCAGUCCUGCUGACAGAAAAUCAAAAGAUAAAAGUGAACAAGAGAUGGAAAGAAAAAAGGACAAAAAUUCAGUUCUUGUGAAGACAGUCCGCGGCAGGAAUGUCAAGAAAAAGACCGUUUCAAGCAGUACUGUUUCUUCAAGGGCAUACUGCAGUGAGUGUAAUAUUACAUUUUCAUCUGAGUUUUACUAUGAUAAUCACAUGUACCACAAGCAUGGGGAUGACCUUGACUUUAGUACAGGAAGUAGUAUUAAGAAGCUCAAAACAUCUGAGAAGAAGUUGGAUGUUACAAAGCUAGAUUUCAACCAGAAGAGUUCACAAACAUCAUCAAAGUUAGAUCGCAUAGUUUGUGGUGAGACUUUAUCAAGCAAUAAGGGCCUGGAUGAGCACAUGAAUAUUCACAAUGAUAAACACCCUUUAGUCCGUGAGGAUUAUGGCAUAUCAUUUAGGGGCAAAGGAUCUUUGUUCAAGCAUGAACAGUCCCACACAGAUGAAAACAGUUAUAUAUGUAAUGUGUGCCAGAAAGAGUUUAUGUGUAGAUCGUAUCUUAGAAACCAUAUGAGGGUACACGAUGAGCGAAAGUUUGUCUGCAAUUAUUGCUUCAAGUGUUUCAAACAAAAGGCACAUCUUCAGAAGCAUAUUAAAUGUGUACAUGAUAAGAUCAAAGAUCACGUGUGUGCUAUAUGUAAUAAAGGCUUUUCGAUGCGUGGACAGUUAAUAUUACAUGAGAGGACGCAUACAAACGAACGUCCGUAUGUCUGUAAAAUUUGCAAAAAGGCAUUCAAAGAUGAUAGUUACUUUAAUCGGCACAUGAGAUAUCAUACAGGGGUACGUCCUUAUGCUUGCUUAUACUGUGAGAAAACAUUUGUUCAAAUUAUUGAUAUGAAACGUCACAGUGCCAUACAUCAGGAAGAACUUCCCUUUAAGUGUGGGAUAUGUGACCAUAAAUCAAAGCUCAAAAUACACAUGACGGCUCAUAUGAAGCUGCAUUCUGGGGAAGUAUACACUUGCGAUACUUGUAAUCAAGCUUUUUCAAGUGCAAGUAAUCGAGACAGACAUUUCAAAACUCAGCAUACCUUAAACAGUGGGUUACAGUCAUUGAUAAAAAAGUAAUCAUAAAUAAAUGUGUACUUUAAAAGUUUUGUAAAGUGUUUAAAGAAAAAAAACGAUGUUGAUUAGAAAAGAUUAUAAUGUGCCAUAAUUCUAUAGACAGUAUUCAGUUUCUGGUUUCAAGUUAUUAUUAGUAUCUUUCUUACUCUUGGUUUAUUUUUAAGUUUUUUCUUUUUUUUAAGUUUUAUAUGGAAGUUCAUAUAAACUUGUAUAACUAUAUCCUUAUUACAUGUAUGUUGGAGAACAGCUAUACACUAAAAAAGAGGAGCAAUAAUACGGCAAUAUGCCGGUAUAUUUCGAUGCAGCAUCAGGCAAUGCAUACCAUGGUACAGAACUCUUGUACUGCAAUAUUUCAUGUUAUAUUUCUCUCUGUUUGAUCAAAAAAUAUGAGCCGCAUCACAACAAAACGUACAUAGUGAGUUUGCAACCUGUGCAUCUGUGCAGUCUGAUCAGGAUCCAUGCUGUCCACUAUCAGUUUUUCUGUUUGUAAUAGAGUUUGUAAGCCAACAGCAUGGAUCCUGAUCAGACUGCGCGGAUGCACAGACUGGUCUGGAUCCAUGCUGGUUGCAAACACACUAUGUUGGUUUUUGUCGUGACACAGCUCGAUUAUAUUUUAACAUUAAUUUUGUCUUUUUCAAGCCCCGUAAAUAAAUGUGUAAAAACUUUAAUGAAUUGACAACAAAUGUCAUUUAAUCUAGAACAGGUGAUAAAGAAUUUUCUUUCAUUCUAUCUUACAAAUGCAUUUGUUUUAAAUGUUGGUCUCAAAUAAAAAUCUAAAGAGCAGAUAAUGUAAAACUGCUUUUAUUCUUGAUAAAAUUCAGUUGUUAAGUCACAAGUACAUGUAGUGUUUCCAUUCUAAUUUUAUAGCAUGAAAAAGGGUGGGUUUAAAUGGAUGGAAAUGGCCAUGGUAAAAAUAGAAUGAAUUAUUUAAUUUCAUUUUGAAAAAUAAAAGGGAAUUAAGCAGUAAAAUUGAAAUUGGCAGAUAAAAAAAAAUAAUAAGCUGAAAAAUGAAAGCUGUAAGUUUGAACAUGUACAUUGUUUAGAGAUUUUGUAAAUUAUAGUGCAAAUCAGUAUGUUUCUGCAGACGAAAUUACUGUCAUAUGAUCUUAUCACUAUAUCUGUGUUUAUGUUUUGUUUGUGCAAUAUAUGGGUAUAUUGUUGCACCACUAUUAUUUGGUUUUAAGUUCAAUUAUGUUGAAUUUAGUCACUUGUAUUGAUUUAACUACAGUGUAUACUAAAUCAUGUUGUUACAAUUUUGUUUCUGUUAAAUGUUAAAUGAAGUAAUGCAUUUGCAAUUUUAAUUUUGUUUUGCCAUUUUGCAUUGUUUUUCGAAUAAGAAUUCAAAUUUUUAUUUAUUUAUGAUUGUUAUUGAUGAUUGUUAAAAUUUAAGUCAAUUUGAGAGUUAGAAAUAUUGUGAUAAAAAGUGUGUCACAUAUAUUUGGAAUAUUAAAACAUUUCUCAAGACAGCAUUCCUCCAGAUUUGUGUUUAUGUUUUUAAAAGAGAUAAAAUAACGUUUUGCAAUUCCUAUACUGCUUUGACAAUAGAAAUAUACAGAAAUUAUCUUUAAGGGUAAGCAGCUUAAAAUAGAAAACCUUAAAGAACAUCUCUUCCUCAACAACUUUGUAGAUUUUUGUGAUCAACAAGUGUUUUUGGGGGUUUUACAAAAAUUCUUAUAAAUUGUUUUGGUCUGUUGAAAAAACAGAUGGCUUCUAGAACUAAAAAUAGAAAUAAAAUUUCAAUAGAAAUAAAUAACAUCUCUUUAUCAGAUGCAUGUUAGAUUUUGAUGAAACUCUACAGAAAUUAUCCUUAGGUUGUCCUUUACUAAAACUGCUAAAAAUUUUCAGGUUUCCUAACAUAAAACAUAAAGGCCACCA